AGCCUUGCUGCCGCCGCUGCGCUGCCGGAGCAGGAAGUGGUGGGUCCCAGAUGUGACUCACUCUCAUUAGGUAGCGUGGAAGGAGCCUUCGGAUGGGUGAGCCUGGGCGCGUCUGAGGAAGGGCAGGCGGGGGCUGGGCCACCUCCCUGCAGACCCUGGCCAGCUACUGGGGCCCUGGAGGAGAGCCAGAGCUGAGGGACUGCGUGUGGAGUCGGCCCAGUCUGGAUGCGCAGAAGGAUGCUGGCAGCACAGUGAGUGAGGCCUGGUGCCAGAGCUGUGCGGACCCUUCGUUGGCCAUGGAGCAGCAGGCUCAGAGGCCCUCUCCCCAGCCCUGCUUGCCUGCCUUGGAGAGGACAGAGGCCUAGGCCCACGGGGGAGGGUGUUGGCCGACAGAUGCCCUCCAGGCCCUGGGGCCUCCUUAACGGCCCCUUAACGACACGUGUGCCAAGGGUGGAGGAUGCCAGCCAAGGGGCGCUACUUCCUCAACGAGGGCGAGGAGGGCCCUGACCAAGAUGCGCUCUACGAGAAGUACCAGCUCACCAGCCAGCAUGGGCCGCUGCUGCUCACGCUCCUGCUGGUGGCCGCCACUGCCUGCGUGGCCCUCAUCAUCAUCGCCUUCAGUCAGGGGGACCCCUCCAGACACCAGGCCAUUCUGGGCAUGGCGUUCCUGGCGCUGGCGGUGUUUGCGGCCCUCUCUGUGCUGAUGUACGUCGAGUGUCUCCUGCGGCGCUGGCUCAGGGCCUUGGCGCUGCUCACCUGGGCCUGCUUGGUGGCGCUGGGCUACGUGCUGGUGUUCGACGCAUGGACAAAGGCGGCCUGUGCGUGGGAGCAGGUGCCCUUCUUCCUGUUCAUCAUCUUCGUGGUGUACACGCUGCUGCCCUUCAGCAUGCGGGGCGCUGUCGCCGUUGGGGCCGUCUCCACUGCCUCCCACCUCCUGGUGCUCGGUGCUUUGAUGGGAGGCUUCACGACACCCAGUGUCCGGGUGGGGCUGCAGCUGCUGGCCAACGCAGUCAUCUUCCUGUGCGGGAACCUGACAGGCGCCUUCCACAAGCACCAAAUGCAGGAUGCGUCCCGGGACCUCUUCACCUACACUGUGAAGUGCAUCCAGAUCCGCCGGAAGCUGCGCAUCGAGAAGCGCCAGCAGGAGAACCUGCUGCUGUCAGUGCUUCCAGCCCACAUCUCCAUGGGCAUGAAGCUGGCCAUCAUCGAACGGCUCAAGGAGCAUGGCGACCGCCGCUGCAUGCCUGACAACAACUUCCACAGCCUCUACGUCAAGAGGCACCAGAACGUCAGCAUCCUCUAUGCGGACAUCGUGGGCUUCACGCAGCUGGCCAGCGACUGUUCCCCCAAGGAGUUGGUGGUGGUGCUGAAUGAGCUCUUUGGCAAGUUCGACCAGAUUGCCAAGGCCAACGAGUGCAUGCGAAUCAAGAUCCUCGGCGACUGCUACUACUGUGUUUCGGGCCUGCCCGUGUCGCUGCCCACCCACGCCCGGAACUGCGUGAAGAUGGGGCUGGAUAUGUGCCAGGCCAUCAAGCAGGUGCGGGAGGCCACGGGCGUGGACAUCAACAUGCGUGUGGGCAUACACUCUGGGAAUGUGCUGUGCGGGGUCAUCGGGCUGCGCAAGUGGCAGUAUGACGUGUGGUCCCACGACGUGUCCCUGGCCAACCGGAUGGAGGCAGCCGGAGUACCCGGCCGGGUGCACAUCACGGAGGCAACGCUGAAGCACCUGGAUGAGGCAUACGAGGUGGAGGAUGGGCACGGGCAGCAGCGGGACCCCUACCUCAAGGAGAUGAACAUCCGCACCUACCUGGUCAUCGACCCCCGGAGCCAGCAGCCACCCCCGCCCAGCCAACACCUCCCCAGGCCCAAGGGGGAUGCGGCCCUGAAGAUGCGGGCGUCAGUGCGCAUGACCCGGUACCUCGAGUCCUGGGGGGCGGCACGGCCCUUUGCGCAUCUCAACCACCGUGAGAGCGUGAGCAGUGGUGAGACGCCCGUCUCCAAUGGGCGGAGGCCUAAGAGCAUUCCCCAGCGCCACCGCCGGACCCCAGACAGAAGCAUGUCCCCCAAGGGGCGGUCGGAGGAUGACUCGUAUGAUGAUGAGAUGCUGUCAGCCAUUGAGGGGCUCAGCUCCACGAGGCCCUGCUGCUCCAAGUCCGAUGACUUCUACACCUUCGGGUCCAUCUUCCUGGAGAAGAACUUUGAGCGCGAGUACCGCCUGGCACCCAUUCCCCGGGCCCGCCACGACUUUGCCUGCGCCAGCCUGAUCUUCGUCUGCAUCCUGCUCGUCCAUGUCCUGCUCAUGCCCAGGACGGCGGCACUGGGUGUGUCCUUCGGGCUGGUGGCCUGUGUACUGGGGCUGGUGCUGGGCCUGUGCUUUGCCACCAAGUUCUCGAGGUGCUGCCCAGCCCAGGGGAUGCUCUGCACUAUCUCUGAGAGGGUGGAGACGCAGCCCCUGCUGAGGCUGACCCUGGCCGUCCUGACCAUCGGCAGCCUGCUCACUGUGGCCAUCAUCAACCUGCCCCUGAUGCCUUUCCCAGUCCCAGAGCUGCCUGUUGGCAAUGAGACAGGCCUACCGGCCGCAAGCAGCAAGACAAGAGCCCUGUGCGAGCCCCUCCCGUACUACACCUGCAGCUGUGUCCUGGGCUUCAUCGCCUGCUCCGUCUUCCUGAGGAUGAGCCUGGAGCCAAAGGUUGUGCUGCUGACAGUGGCCCUGGUGGCCUACCUGGUGCUCUUCAACCUCUCCCCAUGCUGGCAGUGGGACUGCUGUGGCCAAGGCCUGGGCAACCUCACUGAGCCCAACGGCACCACCAGCGGCACCGCUAGCUGUUCCUGGAAGGACCUGAAGACCAUGACCAAUUUCUACCUGGUCCUGUUCUACAUCACCCUGCUCACACUCUCCAGACAGAUUGACUAUUACUGCCGCUUGGACUGCCUAUGGAAGAAGAAGUUCAAGAAGGAGCACGAGGAGUUUGAGACCAUGGAGAACGUGAACCGCCUUCUUCUGGAGAACGUCCUGCCAGCCCACGUGGCCGCCCACUUUAUCGGUGACAAGUUAAACGAGGACUGGUACCAUCAGUCCUAUGACUGCGUCUGUGUCAUGUUUGCCUCCGUGCCGGACUUCAAAGUGUUCUACACAGAGUGCGACGUCAACAAAGAAGGGCUGGAGUGCCUGCGCCUGCUCAAUGAGAUCAUUGCCGACUUUGACGAGACACAGAUGGAAGGGAAGAGGGAGACAGUGUGGGGACGGAGACAACAGGAAGAGCAGGAGCCGCCAAGGGCCAUGUCCUCACCAUGCUUAGUCAUGCGCUCAGCUGGCAGGGCAGCCAUGAGACGUGUGUGCGAGAGGCAGCGAUGGGUGGAGGGAACCCCACACCCUUCUGAGGAGCGGGGGCAGCCUGGCUGCGGCUAUGGAGUGGCGGCUGCUUCACCACUUCCUCCUCGCCUGCAGCUCCUACUGAAGCCCAAGUUCAGCGGCGUGGAGAAGAUCAAGACCAUUGGCAGCACGUACAUGGCAGCUGCAGGGCUCAGCAUCGCCUCAGGGCAUGAGAACCAGGAGCUGGAGCGGCAGCAUGCCCACAUUGGUGUCAUGGUGGAGUUCAGCAUCGCCCUGAUGAGUAAGCUGGAUGGCAUCAACAGGCACUCCUUCAACUCCUUCCGCCUCCGCGUCGGCAUAAACCAUGGGCCUGUGAUUGCUGGAGUGAUUGGGGCCCGAAAACCUCAGUAUGACAUCUGGGGAAACACAGUCAAUGUGGCCAGCCGAAUGGAGAGCACUGGAGAACUUGGGAAAAUCCAGGUUACCGAGGAGACCUGCACCAUCCUCCAGGGCCUUGGGUACUCCUGUGAAUGCCGUGGCCUGAUCAAUGUCAAAGGCAAAGGCGAGCUGAGGACUUACUUUGUCUGUACGGACACUGCCAAGUUUCAGGGGCUGGGGCUGAACUGAGGGCUCCUGCUGGAUUCGGAAAAGGCAGGGAAGCCAAUACUCCUUCCCUGAAGCAAGCCCAGGAGAAGACUCCGCCCCACGCCAAUCCCAAAGGCACGCAGAUGGCUGUGCAUGUUGGCUUCUUUGGACCUGCACUGGAGGAUUUCUCAGACACAUGCACCAGAUUCUGGCUCGAAGCAGCCACUGAGCCAUAAUGUGCAGGGGAGGCCAGAAUCUCUGUGCCUGGUCUGUAAGUUUCCAGGGCAGCUGGAGAAUGUUCACUGGUUCAGGGCUGACUUUGAGAUCUUUGUUCCCUGAGGUGCUAUGGAGGCAACUUUAGCACAUAAUGAAAACAGACACCCACCUCAGUGGCCUGUGGGCACGCACAAGUGAGGUCUGUUUUUCUAGACACCAAGGGGGAGUAAGCUGAGCUGUCUAGCACGGAUUGGAGACUCCCUCUCCCUGGUGGGCCGGGCAAUGACAGCAUUUCUCACAGAGGCAUUCUGGUAAAUGAAGCUGAAAGGGGUGUUUUACAUCUGUAAACGGUUUCAAACAGUAGAGAGAAAAACACCAUAAUUAACAGUUACUUUUUGCCUUGUCUGGUGUUUGUUUUAAAUGAAUACAUUAAUGGGGUUUUUAUCCUUUUGAAUGACUUUUUAGACACUAGACAGACAUAAAUCUCUUCCCUCCAGUGUAUGCUCUGUCUUUUUAACCACUGACAUGUAAGGAGGACUACUGUCUAGCGUCAGCUGGCUGUGGGGAUACAGUCCUGAGGAAUGAGGAAUGUGGUCACAGCAAGAAGGCAGGGAGCAGCGGAGCCUUGCCUUUGAAUGAGGCAGCUUGUGAGGCAAGCAUUCUGGAGAGAGGUGCUUUGAAAGUAAGGGUGCGGCCUUUCAGCUCUUCCUUGAUUACUCACACAUCUUUGCAUUCUCCCCUGCCAUCCUUCAACUGUAUCUUACUUUUCUUACUGGAAAGGAAUGGAGUCUGUUUAGAGAUAACUUGAACAACCUGUGAAUGCAUCUCUUCUUUCUUUUAGUCGUCUUCACAGCUAACUCUGGAGAGCUUCAAAACUAGAAGGAUCUACUCGGCAUGGGUGCGGGCAGAGGCUCCUGGAUCUGGGAAGCCCGCCCCCUCACAAAUGCUGAGCCGUUCUUGCUCUGAAACUGCAUGAGUCAAGGCAAAUGCAAAAAGCCAGGUUUUGGGGAUGUGUCUUACUGGGCUUCAACUUCCCAAGGAAUUGAAGGUCAACCUAACUGUAACAGGGUGAGAAAUGACCAAACUACCUGUGCCUUUUUCUAAGUGGACUUCAUAACCAGAAGACUUGACUUAACCAAUCAGUGGCCUCAUCACCACAGCAUCGCCAGGAUUUCUAAUGCACUCAGUUUCCCUACAUAGCAGGGAUUCUUAGCUAGGUGUCACCAUUAACUCCAUGAAGUUCUACACAAAGUCUUACAUACAGGAGGCUUUACAAGAUUAUACAGGGUUGCAGAUUGGGUGACUGACCAGACUUGUUGGGAUCCUGGGAUGAGGUGCCCCCCUGGCUGCAAAUUAAGAGUACAGCUAAAAGUGCGGGGGUGGCAGUGGAGGGGACGAAAAUUGAACCUGCCUGCCUGUGCUGUGUCAUGUGCGGCUUUAUCAGCCGAGGAAGGGCAGGUGUAUUCUAAUUUGCACACAGGUGCUGGGUAGACUAGUGGCAGCUCUGAUGUGCUGCACAUAACUGGAAUCAGUAUGAAUAGAAGAACUUGCUGUAUAAAGGAAUUUCAUGGCAACAAUGCUGGUAAGGGCAAUUAGCCUCACUUAAGUUGCCUUUUUUACACAACAACAACUUUUUACAUGAAGGGCUGGUUUCACAUGAAUACUAUACUGAAAUCUGUGCUCUCAAGAUCUAGCAGUGACCAGGGCUGCCUGGCAGGGGCUCUCCUGGCAAGUCAGGAAGGUUUCUGUUGCUAAUAUAACAUGGAAACACAUCAGUGCACUGGGCCUCUCUGAGGUCAGCAUAUUUGUACUCUUGCAAUAUUUAAGUUUUUUUUUUCUUCAGUAACAGAAACCCCAGUUGGGAGUUUAACAAAUAACUGAUUACCACUCAUGCAUUUUUUAUUUCCAAUUAAAGCACUGUGCUGUGCUCAGAUAAUAAUAGUUUGUAAGUUUUUAGUUUUCAGUGUUCAGGUUAUAGAAGAUAACUGACCAUAAAAAUUACCUGCAGGUAUUUUCUUUUUAUGAACUUGUUUUUAAAUACCAAGUAAUUUCUUUACUGGUGUCAUUUUGUUUUAUGACAGAAACAAGUAUCUAACAAACAAAGUGACCUUCUCCAUGGCUCAAGGACUUCCUUACAAUUUCUCCUGAGUUAACUGGUGAAAAUAAUACCUGAAGUUUUCUGGCUUAUUGAGGAAAUUUCCUAACAGAAGAGAAGAUCAUUAACCACUGUAUACUUUGUGUAUGUAGUAAGUCAGUGUAAAGAAAUAUGAUUUGAGGUGGUGCAUGCAAGUAACUAGGGUUUAUUCUAUAUAAUGAAUAUUUAUAGAUCUGUAACAUUUGUUUCAAAAUGCUGCUUCAUUUUUAUAAAAUACCAGUGUUUAGCUGCUUUUUAUACAUUAAAUUAGCAAUUUGAAAAACUCAAA
Molecule: messenger RNA, 6537 nt
Organism: Symphalangus syndactylus (siamang)
Lineage: Eukaryota; Metazoa; Chordata; Mammalia; Primates; Hylobatidae
Gene: ADCY7
Product: adenylate cyclase 7
Biological process (GO): cAMP biosynthetic process; adenylate cyclase-inhibiting G protein-coupled receptor signaling pathway; intracellular signal transduction
Cellular component (GO): plasma membrane
Molecular function (GO): adenylate cyclase activity
Source: RefSeq, a predicted model, not a curated record